This is a messenger RNA of Penicillium macrosclerotiorum, 729 nucleotides long. RefSeq lists its product as uncharacterized. The record is from RefSeq and is a predicted model, not a curated record. The transcript has a single exon. NCBI's taxonomy places the organism in Eukaryota, Fungi, Ascomycota, Eurotiomycetes, Eurotiales, Aspergillaceae. Bases 1 to 729 code for a protein of 242 amino acids.
AUGUCAACUUCAGAUCAAAAAGACAACCAGGAUGGACUACCGCCCUAUUUCCCCUCAGAAAGUUCUCGAUACUUCACUGAAGAAAAGUCCGAGCAACUUCUUCUCCUACCCGAGUCCAACGAGCCCGGUCUGGCUGUGGAUAAUACCCUAACACGAGGCCUGCAAGUACCAUCGCGAACUGCCACUUGCACUUCGGGAUUUGACUACCCUGCUGAAUUGAUACAAUAUGGUAUCUCUCAGGAGCACUGGCAGCAAUUCACUCAAGUCAUCUGCGAUGAGGCCAAGCUUUCGCGGCAACAAUGGACCACGGUGAUUGGAAAAGGCCUCGGGACACUUGCCGUCGGUGGGCUGAUGAUCGGGCUGCUUGGCGCCAUUCCUGCUAUUUUCGUCGCUCGCAAUGCUCGUAAGCGCCAGGAACAGCGGAACUUGAUCACAUCUAUGGCCGGCGUGCAGGGUGAGCGGUUGUCUCGGCAUAUCUGGCACUGGAACGAGACUGUCUUCCAGCCUCGUGGGAUCCAGAUCCGGGUCGAUCUACCCGAUGAAUACAUCGGUGAUCUAAACUCCAUGGACCUUCAUGGGAAUAAAGCCUCGCCCCGACUGGAAGCGAAGGCCCGUGAUAAAGCCGCUCUUAAAGCUCGAGUAGUGAUUAUCCCUCUGGAUUUACGGCCUGCGACAUCCGAUCAGUCACCAAAUACGGGUCGAAAGGGAUCCCUGGAUAGACGCGUGUGA